Molecule: messenger RNA, 6751 nt
Organism: Parus major (Great Tit)
Lineage: Eukaryota; Metazoa; Chordata; Aves; Passeriformes; Paridae
Gene: CENPE
Product: centromere protein E
Exons: 40
Coding region: 148-5901 (1917 amino acids)
Biological process (GO): mitotic cell cycle; microtubule-based movement
Cellular component (GO): microtubule
Molecular function (GO): ATP binding; plus-end-directed microtubule motor activity; microtubule binding
Source: RefSeq, a predicted model, not a curated record
GGCGGCGGUUGGGGCGGGCGCUCCCUGCUCCCGGCGCUCCAGGGCCCGUCCCUUGUCCCGGUUCCGCUCCUCCUGUCCCGGUUCCGCUCCUCCUGUCCCGGUUCCGCUCCUCCUGUCCCGGUUCCGCUCCUCCUGUCCCGGGCGGGUAUGGCGGACGAGGGCGCCGUCACGGUGUGCGUGCGUGUUCGGCCGCUCAUCGCCAGAGAAAAUGCCUCAGGAGAUAAAGUGUCCCUGCACUGGAGAAGUGAGAAUAAUACUGUUUCCGACGUGAAUGGUACCAAAAUAUUUAGUUACGAUCGUGUCUUUCACUCAAGUGACAACACUCAGCAGUUGUAUGAUGGUGUAGCUGUUCCAAUUAUACGGUCAGCUGUGCGAGGAUAUAAUGGCACAAUUUUUGCUUAUGGACAGACUGCUUCAGGGAAGACUUACACAAUGAUGGGGAAUGAAGAUUCCAUGGGCAUUAUCCCUAAGGCAAUUCAACAUGUGUUCAAAAUUAUUUGUGAGAUUCCAGAUAGAGAAUUCCUGCUAAGGGUUUCUUACAUGGAAAUCUACAAUGAGACAAUUACUGAUUUGCUUUGCGAUAAUAGGAAAAAGAAGCCUCUGGGAAUUCGUGAGGAUGUUAAUAGGAAUACAUAUGUAGAAGAUCUGAUUGAAGAAGUGGUGGUUUCCCCAGAACAAGUUAUGGAAUGGAUCAAAAAAGGAGAAAGAAAUCGCCAUUAUGGAGAAACAAAAAUGAAUGAACACAGCAGCCGUUCUCACACUAUCUUCAGAAUGAUCAUUGAAAGCAGAGAACGAAGUGACCUUGCAAAUGCAAACUGUGAUGGAGCAGUCAUGGUUUCCCACUUGAACCUGGUAGAUCUGGCAGGCAGUGAAAGAGCUAGUCAAACAGGAUCUGAAGGUGUUCGACUGAAAGAAGGCUGCAAUAUAAAUCGGAGCUUGUUCAUUCUGGGCCAAGUUAUCAAAAAACUUUGUGAUGACCCUUCUGGCUUCAUAAAUUACAGAGAUAGCAAGCUGACUCGAAUUCUGCAGAACUCCCUUGGAGGAAAUGCUAAAACAGUUAUUAUUUGUACAAUUACUCCUGUUUCUUUUGAUGAGACACUCAGCACUCUUCAGUUUGCCAAUACAGCCAAAGGAAUGAAGAAUACACCAAAAGUCAAUGAAGUACUUGAUGAUGAUGCCCUCCUGAAGAGAUACCGCAAAGAAAUUCUGGAUUUGAAAAAGCAGCUGGAGGAAGUGUCUUCAAAAACUCAGAUUCAUGCAAUGGAAAAGGACCAAUUGGCCCAGCUGUUGGAAGAAAAAAAUUCCCUUCAAAAAGUACAGGAGGACAGAAUACGAAACUUAACUGAGAUGCUGGUGACUUCUGCUUCCUUUGCCUCAAAACAGAAUGUUAAAGCCAAGAGAAGAAGAAGAGUUACUUGGGCUCCUGGUAAAAUAAACCAGACAAAUGUGAACUUUUUUGAAGACUUUGAAAAUGCAAUGCCAACUGAAACAAAAAAAAUGAAGUUGUCUCUGCCAUCAGUAGGAGAUGCAGAGGAUUCUACCUUAGAGAAUUCUGAGUAUGACAGCACUAUCCUGAUGGUUCCUGAUCAAGUUUCAGAAGCAGAAUGGAUUGCUGGUCCAAACAUGAAUUGGACCCAGAAAGACUUUGAAGAAUCUGUGCAACUCUGUGAAGCAUUAGCACUAGAAAAGGACAUCGCUGUAAAUGAGGUCAACAUCCUGCAAGCAAACUUCAAUAACCUAGUGCUGGAGAAUGAGCAGUUGAAAUCAGAAAUAAAUGAAAUGAAAGAGAGACUGAAGGAAAAAACAGAAAUAGAUGAAUUUGAAGCACUGGAAAAGCAAACACAAAAAGAUCAUGAGAUUCAACUAAUGCAUGAAAUUACCAAGUUAAAGAAUCUAGUUUCAAAUGCUGAAGUGUACAAUGAGGAACUUGAGGCAGAAAUAAAUGCCAAACUGGAACAGCUAAAAGAGAAAGAGAACAAAAUAAAAAUGUUACAGAAUCGUGUGGAAGAAUUACAAAAAGCAGGAGUGGAAAAAAAGGAGACAUCUUUUUCAGUGGGAGAUUCUGAUAAACUGAUUGAAGAAAUUCAGCAGCUAAAUAAAUCCUUCUUAGACAGCGAAGCCAUAGCCUUAGAUGCCAAAAAGGAAUCUGCUUUUCUCAGAAGUGAAAAUUUGGAGUUGAAGGAGAAGAUGAAUGAACUCUUAAAUAACCACAACCAAAUGCAAAAGGAUGUUCAAUUAUAUCAAAGCCAAAUAGAAGCGGGAAAAGCCAGUUACCGAAAAAUGCAAGCUGAUUUGCAGAGAGAGCUGCAAUUUUUAUUUCAAGAAAACUCAAGACUAACUUCACUGAUGGAGGGUAAAGUUCCAAAAGAUUUGCUUUCUCAUGUGGAGCUGGAAAAAAAGGCAGCUGACUUAAAAGGAGAACUAGAAAAUGCUUUGAAAGAGAAUGAGCUUCUACAAAAACAAGUAAACGAGCUAUCCGAAUUUCAAUCUCUACCAACUACUGUUGAGAUGCAAAAGAAAGAGAUUCUUGAAAAAUGUGAGGAGUUGCGCUUAUUAAAAUUGGAAAAUGAAAAGCUGCUUUCUGAAGUAUCUGAUAAUGAAAUGAGACUUAAACAUAUGUCUGAAGAAAUUGAAAAAUCAAAAGAUAAUCUCACAGAUGCACAACUGAAAUAUGUGAAGUCUGAUGAGGAAUAUGUAGCACUUAAAAAGCUCCAUGAAGAAAUAGAAGAAAAAUACAUAGCUGCAUCAGAAACCAAUGAACAAAUGAAGCUCCAAAUAGAAUGCCUAUCUAAAGAAGCACAAGAGUCUAAAGCAAUUUUGGAUGAAGUCAAAUUAGAGCUCUCUAGCAAAAUGAAAGAACUGGAAGAAAAAACAGCAGAGCAAAACGAACUUCUUGAGCUAAGAGAAAAUCUUAUUCAGACUCAGAAGAAGUUAAAUGAAAUGGAGCAAUUAAAAGAGGAAGAAAGGAUUAAUGAAGUGAGACGGGAGGCCGAAGAUCUGGAGAUCCAGGCAGUCUUGCAGCAGCUUACAGAAUGUCGGGAAGAAAUAAAAAUUCUAAUCCAGGAAAGAGAUGACCUGAAGCAAAAAGGGGAGUCUCUCCAAGCUGAGGCAGAGCAACUCAGAGAGGAUAUAAAGGACACUGUUUCAAUGAACAUCUUGGCACAUGAAGAUCUGAGAAAUACACAAAGUUCUCUGCAGGAAUCCCAGAAAACUGUCAAGAAGUUGGAAAAAACUAUUUCUGAAAAAGAAUCUCAGAUUCUGAGUGUUGAAGAGGCAUUAGGGAAAACCAUUAAAGAACUGCAAAUACAGAUCUCAGAAAUGACAGAAGAAAUAUCACCAAUGCAAGGACAAUCUAUGGAGCAAGAGUUAAUUCUUCUGAGAGAAGAGCUGAGCCAGGCACAAAGGAAAUUGCAUGAAAUGGAGGAAGAUUGUUUUUUCUCCCAAGUACCAAAUUGUUUUUGCCCAUGGAAGAGGUGUUUAUUAAUACCAGUACUAUUUGGGAUUUGUUCUUUCCAGCUCACUGAAGUCACUGCAAACCUGACUCGUGUCUCAGCUGAGUAUGGCAACCUGGUGGCAGAAAAGGAGCAAACUGAAAGGGCAAUGAAUGAGCAAGUGUGUCAGCAGCUUGAGAGAAUCACUUUACUUAACCAGGAGAGAGAUGAGCUACAGCAAAUGGUAGAGACUUGUAAAGAAAGGGAAGAACAUUUGUUAAAGGUUCAGAGGCAGUCAGAGAUUUUGGAGCACAGCCUAACAAGCAAGAUUCAACAGUUAACUGAGACACUAAAUAGCAUAUCAUGUGAGAAGGACCAGUUAUUAGCUGAAAGAGCUAGUCACUCUUUACAACUUAAAGAACAAAUCUCAUCAGUUAAUCAAGAAAAAGAUGAGCUACAAAAACUUCUUCAGGGUGUCAGGUCUGAGCGGGACCAGCUCAAGACAGAAUUGCAAAGGAAUUCUGAGAUGUGUGUUGAAACAAAGGCAAAACUAGAAGAUGCUUUAGAACAACUGAAGCAGAGAAAAAACUUGAAUAAUAUGUCCAUUCAGGUACACCCAGUGGAUAUUGCAGAGCAGAUGGCUGAUGACAGCUUGAAAGAAAAAGCCUUGAAAAUUAAGGAGCUUCUUGAGAAAUUCCUAAAUAUGGGGAAGAGAUACGAAUGUCUCUCUACAGUGUCUCUUAAGCUAAAGAGUGAACUGAAGAGUCAGAAAGCACUGAUAGCUGUGAUACUGCCUCAGCUUACAUUGGAGCAGAGUAAACAAGUCAAAACUCUUCAAACUAAAAAUGAGGAAAUGAACAGUCAUCUCCAGAAGUUAUUGACCAAAUUGAAGCUUCUGUUCAGUUCUGUUUGCACAAAGAAAAGAGAAUAUCACUCUACCGUUCACAAGUAUGAAAUGGAAUUGCUUGAGGAAAAAAGAAAACAAAAUCACCUACAAUCCCAGAUUCAAUGUCUCAGGAAGAUUGAUUUGAAGCAGAAUGAAGUAUCAUCUCAAGAGUUAAACAGCAGUGAAGGGCUGCAGAGUUUCCACUUACAUGAAGAGAGCAUUCUCAAAGAUGUAUCAGAAAUGGAACAUGAACUUCUCUGCAUAGAAGCAGAGUUACAGAACGAAGAAAGUGCUAGAAAAGAAACAAUACAGUUCUGGGAAGCUUGUUCAGGAACUCACUGGGAUGCAGAGGAACUGAAAGAAGAACUAAAGAAAGAUAAUGAAAGGCUCAUGCAAGUCCUUAAAUUCUGGACUCCGAAAGUAAAGAUACUCCUUGAACUUUCUUCAGAGCUGGACGCCAGAACUGCUAAUUAUAGUAAAAAUACUGAUGUUGAAUUAAAACAGAGAAAAGAGAAAAAUGAAGAGUUGCUUCAGGAUCUAAACACUCUAAAAGAAAAACUGGCCUCUGGUGGCUCUGCCAGUCUGGCAUUACAAGAAGAAAAUUACAGGCUUCAUAAUAAAUUAAAGGCUGCAGAACAAGAUAAAAAGGCUAUGGAAGUAAAAAUUCAGAAGUUAGAAAAUGUAAUAAAUGAAGUAGGAGAAAGUGUCAAAGAAAAAGACAACAAGAUAAUCAAGUUACAAGCACAGAUCAGAGCAAGAACAGAGACAAGUGAGCUCACCCAACUUCAAGCCAAACUGAAUGAGAUGGAUAAUUGCCUUAGGACUGCCUUAUCAGAGAAGCAGAGUCUUCAGGCAAAAUUAGAUAAAGGUGCUGAGCUGUACAAAGAAGAAAUUGACCAUCUCAAAACACAAUUGGUAAAGUGUAAUCUGGAAAGAAUGAAACAAACCAACUCCUUUGAAGUGAAACUUGCUAAUUAUAAAGCCCUUGCAGAACACCGAGAAGAACAGUUAACAAAGCUAAAAGAAGAACUGAGAAGAGCACACCAAGAGCAAGAUGUUACUGUGCUGAAAGAAGCAGAUCCUCAGCAAUCCCAAAUGCCCUUUACUUGUGGUGGUGGCAGUGGUAUUGUGCAGAGCACACAAAUACUUGUUCUAAAAUCUGAACAAGCUAAGCUACAGAAAGAGAACUUGCAGCUGAAGAAACAAAAUGACCUUCUGCUGAGUGAUGAACUUCAAUUGAAAGAGGAACUCAGGAAAUGGAAGGAAAGAGCACUAAAAUGGAGAGAACGGUCCUCGAGAGAAACUACUCGAGAGACAAUACCCAAGUCUCCUAAGAAGACAGUGUCAUAUUUCUUUAAAGAGCAAAUGCCUUCACCCUCCAAAGAAACUGUUUCUCAGGAAAUAGUAACUCAGGACAUAGCAAAGCCACUGCCUCUGACUUGUCCAACAAAUUUCUUUGAUAAUUCCAACUUGGGUGUGCUGACAGAUACUCGCCCUGCAGGCACAGAGUCUACAGAAGAACACCUUAAGCACUUGUUUGGGACUUCAGACAAAGAUAAAGCCCCUGAUUGCAGCACCCAGUAAAGAUACUCAGUCUUAAGCUGCCCUUACAGUGUCUAUAGCCAGGAUCUGCACAUACAAAAGAAGAUUGCUUCAGGUUAAAAACCAUCAGCCUCUUCCAUCUUUUCUGUCUUGGAGUUUCUACUUCCCACAACUGGGAAAGCUGGAAUAUGAGGACAAAAAUGGAAAACCAAAUGUUGCACCACAACCUGCUAAUCUGCUGAUGUUCUGCUUUGGUAUUUUGAUGCGGAUUUUUUUGAUGGAAAAGAGAAACUACUGUAUUGAAGAAAGAAAUGGAAAAAUUAAUGGAUCACAAACUAAUCUACUGUGAAACUUUUCAGUCUUAAACUUCUCAUUCUGUCAUUUCUAAACCAGCCCUUUUCUGGGGUGUGGAUAUUUGUACCUUCAGACUGCUGCUGACUUGGCAAGAAAUAUUCUUUUUGUUUCUUAGCAUGUGGUUUUUAUAUAAAGCUUUCUUUAAGCCAGCAGAAACUGCAUUUUCACCACAAUCUUGACCUCUUUGGACACUGCAACCAAAGUUUACUGAUCUUCUGUUUGUAAAGCACACAAUCAAGGGUUCCUCUUAAACUCCUUAGAAGUUUCUGCAGCUCAGCCAAUUAUGGUACCAUGAAUAACUUUGAAUUUUGCAUCAUUUUUCAAUAUACUUGUCUGAUGUUUUUGUUGGUUUUUUUUUAAUAGUAAGCAAUGGACUUAACACUUCUGCUUCUCCAGUGAAGGGAAAACAAACCAGAUCACUGGGGUAAGAUGGACUCUUAUUAACUUACUUAUUUGUACUGUGAGACCUACAUUUUGUAUGUUUUAUAUAAGAAGUUUUAACUUGACAAUAAAAUUUAAUAUUUUAAAUAUGUAAAAA